Messenger RNA from Emiliania huxleyi CCMP1516, 913 nucleotides. RefSeq lists its product as hypothetical. The record is from RefSeq and is a predicted model, not a curated record. Lineage: Eukaryota; Haptophyta; Isochrysidales; Noelaerhabdaceae. The coding region runs from base 1 to 384 and encodes 127 amino acids. The transcript has 2 exons.
AUGGCACAAUGCGCCGAUGCGCUCGGCUCUCCAUUCUCUGUGCCUCACCGCGUCGCGGCGGAGGCGGCGAGCGCCUCUGCGCUUUCGACGAUGGGCUGUGGCGACAGCAAGGCGGCGCAGUAUAGGGCUGAGGCUGAUGACUACGCCGCCCGCAAGAAGAACGGCUUCAAAGACCCGCAGCUAGAGAAGUGGCGGAAGGACGGCAUCAAGCAGAAGAAAAAGCUGAAGCAUGUCGAGGACCCGCUGAAGAAUAAGCGUCUCCCACAAAACCCGAAGCCCAAAAGGGGAGGCAACGGGCCGACGCUGACCGGUGCCACUCCUGCGUCCGGGCCCAGCGGAGACGAGCUCAAGAAGCAACGCGGCAAGCUGAAGCACCGGCGAUGAAUUCAAGGACGCUGUGUGCCUUCGUGGGCGUAUUCUUAUCGCCCCUCGCCAGCGCGGCAGUUCUGAUGACGUUAUGGUUGUGAGGGUUGUCUGGUCGUCGAUGCAUCAAGGUGGGAAGUUCGAGUCGGUGCCAAAUACCUUCUCGAAGAAUGAACACACGUGCAUGUGCAUGGUGCAUACUAGUGGUACACCGACGCGGCUACGGAGAGAGGAGAGACAGUGCGGCUUUACCACGGAGAGCACAAGACACGCAGUGUUACAGACGCCGAGCCGCACAAUAGUAGUGUGCCGCAUAAUAGUAGUGGGGGCAAGGGCCCGAGGGCGGGGCUGCUCGGCGCGCUCUGUGUCUUGCUCGAUCUGGGGCUGGGCCCCGGGCUGCUGGGUGCCUGUGGCGGUGCCUCAGUGCCUGACAGUGACACGCUGAGUAACAGUAAGCUCUGACCUUUGACCUUUGAGCUCUGACCUGCUGUCACCUGUGACCUGGGCCGUGUCUAUGUCUCUAAGCCAAGCUGUUUCAAAGUGUUUCAAA